AUGGCCUCCUCUUUUUUCCUUCAAGCUCCGCCACCGCGGCACUGCGGAGAGUGGAACUACAACUACUACGGCAGCACCGAGCUCGCCACGCCCGCGGCGGCGGCGGAGCUGGAGGCCUGCAGCGACGUGUGGUUCAAGUACUCGCCGCCCCCGCGGAAGCAGCCACCGCCGCUCAGUAGGAAGGUCCGGAGGCCGGCGGACAAGUCUAACGGCGGCGGCAAGCGCCCCCGUGCUGCGAGGCCUGCGAGGAGGUGCGACGGCGUGGUCCCGUCGUCUGUGCCGCGCACACCGGCAAAGAGCACCGGCACGGCUAAGGUGGCGCGUGUGGUGCAGCGCGUCGACGCCGACCUGUACCAGGUGCCCCCGCCGGACUUCGUCCACGACGACGACCUGAGGCCAAGGGUAGUAUGUCCGCAGAUAUUGUAG
This is a messenger RNA of Miscanthus lutarioriparius, 426 nucleotides long. Lineage: Eukaryota; Viridiplantae; Streptophyta; Magnoliopsida; Poales; Poaceae. The record is from the annotation of a GenBank genome assembly.